AUGCGUUUCACCACUGCCACCGUUUUGUCCACUCUCGCGGCCUUCGCUGCUGCUUACACCCAGCCCGACUACUCCAAGGAUCCCUCGGGUAACCCCAUCGCCUACCCUUCUCUGAAUGAGCAGGUUCCUGAGGGCGCUCCCUUCAAGAUCCAGUGGGACCCCACUCUUGGUGACAAGGUCUCCCUCGUCCUCCUCCGUGGUCCCAGCUCCAAUGUUGUCCCUCUCGAGACCAUUGUUGAGAACAUCGACAACACCGGUUCCUACGAGUGGACCCCCAGCACCAGCCUGACCGUCGACACCACCCACUACGGUAUCCUCCUGGUUGUUGAGGGCACCGGCGCCUACCAGUGGUCUACCCAGUUCGGUAUCUCCGCCGCCGCUGGCUCCAGCUCUGUCGCCGCCUCUACCACCGCUGCCGCUGCUACCAGCACCCCCGAGACUGUCGUCACCGUCAUCGACAACGAGACCACCACCAUCUGCCCCGAGACUGAGACCCAGGCUACCGCCACUGCCUCCGUCACCGAGACCCCCGCUGUCUCCGCUGUGCCUACUUCCUGGUCCACCAUGAUCGAGUCCACUGAGGUCACCACCACUAUCUGCCCCGAGACUGAGACCGGUGCUGCCACUACCAUCCCCAUGCCCACCGGUUCUUUGACCCGCCGCCCCAUGAAGCCCUCCACCUCCCCCGCCAUGUCCGUUGGUGCUUCUGCCACCACCUCCGCUACCCCCUCGGCCACCCCCGCCUAUAACGGCGCUGGCCAGAAGACCAUCAGCUUCGGCGCUGUCGUUGCUGCCAUGUUCGCCGUCAUGGCCUUCUAA
Molecule: messenger RNA, 819 nt
Organism: Penicillium pulvis
Lineage: Eukaryota; Fungi; Ascomycota; Eurotiomycetes; Eurotiales; Aspergillaceae
Product: GPI anchored serine-threonine rich protein
Exons: 1
Coding region: 1-819 (272 amino acids)
Source: RefSeq, a predicted model, not a curated record